This is a messenger RNA of Meloidogyne enterolobii, 2142 nucleotides long. Lineage: Eukaryota; Metazoa; Nematoda; Chromadorea; Rhabditida; Meloidogynidae. The record is from the annotation of a GenBank genome assembly.
AUGCUUUCCAGUUCCAGACUAAAAACUGGGCGUAUAAUUAAUUUGGCUGUCUGCACGGUUAAUCAAUGGGCACUUGAUUUUACUGGAAAUAAGGAGAGAAUAUUGAAAACCUGUCGAGAUGCUUAUGAGAAAGGUUCAAAAAUUCGUCUUGGACCAGAAUUGGAAAUACCUGGAUAUAAUUGUCUUGAUCAUUUUCAUGAACUUGACACUGAACUACAUUCGUGGGAAAUUUUGAAAGAAAUUGUUGAUGAAUCGAUUAAAAUGCCAGACCUAUUAAUCAUCACAGGAAUGCCCAUUCGCUAUAGAUUAGGACUUUACAAUUGUAUGGUUUCUUUGGCAAAUGGACGCCUUAUUUUUGUCUAUCCAAAAACUGUUUUGGCAAAUGAUGAUAUUUACAGAGAAGGAAGAUGGUUCGUUUCCUGGGUGCACAAAAAUAAAAUUGUUGAUUUAAAAUUAAAUCCAGAUUUUGGAUUUUCUCAGGAAACUGUUCCCUUCGGAAAUGGCUUUAUUGAAUCAAAAGAUGGUGUUAAAAUAGGUUUUGAAAUGUGUGAAGAAAUGUGGACUGCACGUUCUCCAAGUAAUGACUUGGCAUUACAAGGAGUUGAAAUUAUAUGUAAUUCUAGUGGAAGUCAUCAUGUACUUGGAAAAUCUUAUAAAAGAAUUAAACAAUUAGUUUUGGGAAUUACUUCGAAGUUGGGAGGUGUUUAUAUGUAUUCAAAUCAUCGUGGAAUGGAUGGUGAACGAGUCUAUUUUGAUGGAAUGUCUUCAAUUGCCCAAAAUAAUGAUCUUUAUGCACAUAUACCUCAAUUUGAUUUGGAAGAUACUUGUACUAAAAAUUGUUUAUUAAAUUUGGAUAAAACGACAGUUUAUCGUGGAAAUAUUGCUAGUACUUGUCAAGAGUCAAGUCGUUCCGGAGAUAUGCCAAUAAUUAAUUUUGAUGCAAUCCUUUUAAAUUCGAAUACAAUAAAUCAGCAACUUUCACUUCCAAUCGAAGUUAAACCUUUGAGUGAUGUAGAGGAACUUUGUCAUGCUCCAGCUGCAUGGAUGUGGCAUUAUUUGAGGAGAAGUAAACAGAGCGGCUUUUUCCUUCCUCUAUCUGGUGGACAAGACAGUUCUUCCGUUGCAUUAAUGGUUAGAUUAAUGUGUGAAAAAAUUUGUGAAGCUGUUAGAUUAAAUCCAGGUUUAUUUUUAUUUUUAAAGAAGGGGUCUAAAAGAUUUUCUUUUAAAGAUUCUAACGAUCCUGCCUAUUUUUUGGAAGGAAAGAAAGUUAAUUCUGACCCUUCUUUGUUAUGUAAACAAAUACUUUUUACUUGUUAUAUGGGUUCGAAAAAUUCUUCACAAAUGACGAGAGAUUUGGCUGCUGGUUUGGCUAAAGAUAUUAAUGCAAACCAUUCAAACAUUGUUAUUGAUUCAAUUGUUGAUAGUUGUUUACAAACACUUAAUUUCACUCCACAAUAUGAGUCCCCAGAUAAAAGAGAAGGCAUCGCUUUACAAAAUUUACAAGCUAGAACAAGAAUGUUAUUGGCAUAUUUACAUGCACAAACUGAUUUAAUAACACAAGGACGUACUGGAAAUUUGCUAGUGCUUGGUGCUUCAAAUGUGGAUGAGAGUUUGGUUGGGUACGUCACCAAAUAUGAUUGUUCUUCAGCAGAUUUAAAUCCAAUAGGAGCAAUUUCAAAACAUGAUUUGAGAAAAUUUCUUCAAUAUGUUAAUUCUACACAUAAAUUUGUUCAUUUACAAGGAAUUAUAGAUUCAGUCCCUACAGCAGAAUUAAGACCUUUAAAAAACGGACAAAUAGUCCAAACAGAUGAAGAAGAUAUUGGAUUAACCUACAACGAAUUGUCUGAAUUUGGAAAGUUGAGAAAACCAGAAAAUUUGGGUCCUGUUGGAAUUUUUAAAAAUUUGUUGAAUUUUUGGAAUGAAAAAUAUAAUAAUGAACAGAUUGCCCAGAAGGUGGAAAUAUUUUUUAGACGGUAUACUAUUAAUAGACACAAGGCAACGAUUGCUACUCCAGCUUAUCACGCAAACACCUACAGCAAUGAUGACCACAGAAAUGAUCACAGACCAUUCUUAUAUCCAGAUUUUACUCACCAAUUUAAUAAAAUACGUGAAUUUGUUAAAGAAUUAAAUUUUAAAAAAUAA